This is a messenger RNA of Spodoptera litura, 4976 nucleotides long. It is a transcript of the gene Gad1, whose product is annotated as glutamate decarboxylase. Gene Ontology annotation, biological process: GABA biosynthetic process. The record is from RefSeq and is a predicted model, not a curated record. Gene Ontology annotation, molecular function: pyridoxal phosphate binding; glutamate decarboxylase activity. Gene Ontology annotation, cellular component: cytoplasm. Lineage: Eukaryota; Metazoa; Arthropoda; Insecta; Lepidoptera; Noctuidae.
UUCAGCUUUCAGGCUGAAAUUGUUCCCCUUACAAAAAUUUCUCUUACAUAUAUGAUAAAUCCUAAUUCAGUACUUCGCGAUUUGUAUUUCAAUAAAUAUAUUUUCGGUUUGAGGCACAUAGUUAUUUGUUUUUCAACUAAAAAUAUAUCUUACAAGUAGUUUUUUGUGGGAGCCGUUGUAAAGAACUUUAUAGAAGUUAUAGUAAAAAUGUCAAAGCUGAGUUUGGACGGCUUUUUUUCCUACUGCAAGCAAAUAGCAGAACAUAUACAAUUGGGGGAGAGAAUGGCGUCGCUAUCCGGGCAGGGCACUCCGAAGCUGACCUCAUCCGUCGGGAACCUGUACUACGAUUCGAUCCUCCCAUACCGCGAGGACGCGCAGCCUCAGACGCGGGAGUUCCUGGCGAGAGUCGUGGAUGUACUGCUCGACUUCAUCCACCAGGUCAACGACAGGAAUGAGAAGAUCCUGGAGUUCCGCAUGCCGGAGGAGAUGAGCAAGAUGUGCGACUUCCAGCUGCACGAGGAGCCUCUGCCGCUGAAGCAGCUGCUCGAGGACUGCAAGCUGGCACUCAAGUACCAGGUCAAAACUGGUCACCCCCACUUCUUCAACCAGCUGUCCUGCGGUCUGGACAUCAUCUCCCUGGCAGGCGAGUGGCUGACGGCGGCCGCCAACACCAACAUGUUCACGUACGAGAUCGCGCCCGUCUUCAUUCUGAUGGAGAAUGUGGUGCUGGAGAAGAUGAGGAAUAUGAUCGGCUGGAGGACUGGGGACUCUAUUCUAGCUCCCGGUGGUUCCAUCUCCAAUCUGUACGCGUUCCUGGCGGCGCGGCAUCACAAGUUCCCUCAGUACAAGGAGAAGGGACUCUCCAGCAUCCCCGGACACCUCGUCAUGUUCACCUCUGACCAGUGCCACUACUCAGUGAAGUCGUGUGCGUCAGUGUGCGGUCUGGGCACGGACUACUGCAUCUGUGUGCCGUCCGACGAGCGCGGCCGCAUGAUACCCACCGAACUGGAGAGACUGGUCAAGUACCACAAGGAUAGAGGCAAUGUUCCAUUCUUCGUGAACGCGACGUCAGGCACCACAGUGCUGGGUGCCUUCGACCCACUCGAGGAUAUCGCAGACAUCUGCCAGAAGUAUGACAUGUGGAUGCAUGUUGAUGCUGCGUGGGGCGGUGGCCUGCUGUUCUCCAAGAAGUACCGCCACCCCCGCCUCACUGGCAUCGAGAGGGCGGACUCCGUGACUUGGAACCCGCACAAGUUGAUGGGCACGCUGCUGCAGUGCUCCACCGUGCACUUCAAGUACGAGGGCAUCCUGCUGAACUGCAACGCGAUGUCAGCCGAGUACCUGUUCAUGACGGACAAGAUCUACGACCCCAAGUACGACACGGGCGACAAGGUCAUCCAGUGUGGACGACACAAUGAUAUCUUCAAGCUGUGGCUGCAAUGGCGUGGAAAGGGUACAUCAGGCUUCGAGCGCCACAUGGACCGUCUGAUGGAGCUUGCGGAGUACCAGGUGCGCCGCAUCAAGGAGCAGCCUGACAAGUUCCACCUCAUCCUGGAGCCGGAGAUGGUGAACGUGUCCUUCUGGUACCUGCCCAAACAACUGCGUGGCCUGCCGCAUGAUGCUCACAAGGAGAUUAAGCUGGGCAAGGUGUGCGCCAAGCUCAAGGGCAAAAUGAUGCAAUCCGGUACAUUGAUGGUUGGCUACCAGCCUGACGACCGCCGUCCCAACUUCUUCCGCAGCAUCAUCUCCUCAGCAGCUGUCACUGAGAAGGACGUCGAUUUUAUGCUUUCAGAAAUGGAUCGCCUCGGACAAGAUAUCAUUGUCGACUAAAAGCUUUAAAUCUAAACAUAUUUUGGUCUUACGGCGGAGACUUACAUUUUUGUGUCGCAUGUUAGUAUUCUGAAUGUUGUUUUUCAAAGAGAUAUAUUCGAAACUGAAUGAAAAUAUUGUUAGCUAAUGGUUAACCGGUUUGAGUCUUAUAAACAAAGGUUUAAAGUGGAAAGUGGUCAACCGCGGUUGUUGGAGUAUACAUGUGACUUGUCUAUUAUUCUCUGUGUCUAGAAAUUAAUCCCAUAUAUCACAUAGUAGUGUGAUUUGUUUGAGAAAAUGUCUCCCCGCCGAUUCCGAAUAUAACUAUGAAUAAAUAAUUAUAUGUUACGUACAUGUAUCGAACGAUAUAGUAAUUUAUUUAUCUAGAUGUUAUCUGCUGUAAAAACGCAUAGCUGUAUUAGAUGUGCAAUGGAGACUGGACAGAUAUUUCACUCAUAACUCGAAACGCUUCACUAUCGCCAUCUAUUGAGGAAUAGCUCAAACUAAGUUUCAUGUAAUUUUACUAAAAUUGAAUAUUUUACUGUCGACUUGAGCGUUUUACUAGACAACGGAAUUGAUUGGUUUUUGAAUGAAUUUUUAUAUUAGCCGAGUGUGUCUUGUUCAUUCGAAUAAGUAAAUUUUAAAUUCUUAGAUAAUUUUAGAAACGUUUAGGAUUUUAUUCGGAAUUAUUAUUUGUUUAGUAACUCGACAUGUUUUCGUAUGUCGUUGUAGAAUAUAUUUAGUAAAAUCAACAACGACAUUUAUUUAAUUUUAAUGUAAAAUAGCUAUAACCUGCUUUUUCUCUGACCAGUCCUCAAAUUGAUGUGUAUUAACAUUGUUCGACUUAAUAAUUAGAAUAAUUGAGAACAAAUAGCAACAUUACCUUAAUGUUUUUAACAUUAUAUCGAUGUAAUUAAGAGUUCACAUGAAAUCUCUUCACCUCCUCCUUUCUAGCGGUCCACUGUUUCCAAAUCUUAACUCUAAAUUAGAAUGUUAUUUAAGAGAGUCUCAAACCGUCUCUGCGUUAUAAAUUAUUAAAAAUAUAUUUAUCGAAUAUUGUUGGUUCUCUUCCCAUAUACAAUAUCUAUGUAAUAUAUAAUAUUUUGAAGUUAAUAUGUUGACAAUGAAAAUAAAUUUUCGAUUAAUAUAUUGUUAGAUUAUAAAGUACUUAUAGGAGAUAUAAAUUAAAAUUAAAGUGGUGUUAAGCUCAAUAUGUCGUGUUGGCCAAAUGUAUGUGUAGUUACUUCAGUUGACUGUUUAUUGGUAUUGUUGUUAAAAAUAAUAUAAUUAUUAUUAUAUAGUAGACUAUGUUUAUGUCAGUGAGUGUGUAUGAGGAAUACAUGAAGCGUGGUGAAUGAACGAUCUCUAGUUAUUAUAGUUUGAAACGAAUAAUCUCUAUUUAUGUACUUUAAGAAACUUAAUGUAAAUAAAUAGACAUCGAUCAUUGACUUGAAAGUAUUUAUAAAACAUCUGCUUCGUGUGUCGGUAUAAAGCCCGUCAUUUUAAUGUUAGAUCGUCCAAAAAGACAGCAAUCAAAGAUCGAUAGCUAUACAUUGAAGAAUGAAAAUGUUUUAUGUCGAGAGCUAAGAAAUUAUAUUUUGCAAACUAUUUAUCUAUUUAGAUAAUUUAAAACGCGUAGCGUACGAAGUGAAUGAUACGUUUGUUUAGGAUAAAAUAUCAAAAAUUGUUAUUUUAUAUCAUUCACUCUGUAUAACAUGUAUGUUAAGUAUAAAUAUAUAUUUAUUGAUGUCAAAAUCACGUUAUAUACAAGACAUAUCUCCCGUUUUGCCAAUUAAAAGAGUAUUGUUAAAUUUUAUAUGUUGUAAAGCGCAUUGUAGUCUACAGCUUUUCGGUGCUUGUUGAAAAUAAUAAAAUAUUUUUCUUUACAGCCAAAGGCACGUCUCGGAGACAUUUAAAUUAAAAUAAAAAAUAUUUACUAAAAAUAUUGGUAGCGCCAUCUAAUGCUGAAUAGCUAAAUCAAUAGUUUAUGUUUCUACCAAGAGAUGGCGCUACUUUAAAUAAUGUUAAGAUGGAUUAUUUCAUGUGUAACAACGCAAUAAAUUAUAAAUUUUCUUUUCAUCAGUGUUGUAGAGUGUCUCGAUGUUUAGUCGUAAGUUUAGAUUAAUAUUAUGUUUUUUUAAACGUUCUUCUUACUUUACUCUUGAGUAAGUCUAUUAAGGCACCUUUGCUUUCUAAUGUGCAACAUUUUUUUUCGUUUCUGAAAAAAAAAUACCUGCGUCGUUGACACUGGUAGACAAAAACUGAUACUUAUCUGAUUACCACAAAUAGCUUUUCAGAAACAAAAUAAAUAUUAUUAAACUCGGUUUUCUGUGAUGCUUAUUGAUUUUCACUUAUUUUAUUACUACUUGUUUCUUCAGUGUUAUUGUUAAGUUGUAUAAUUAUAAGAUAAGAAUGUACAUAUACGAAAAAAUACGAUGUGACGAUGACAAUAGAAAAAGUAGAAUAAUUUUGUGAGGGAGAGCAAUAAUCUCCGUUUGUAUGAGUGUGCGGAUGAGUGAGUGAUGUCUUAAUAUAAGAUAGAGGAUAGUAUUCUGGCAUUUGUUUCGUCGUAGCAUUCUAGCGAUCAAUAGCAGAUUGUGAGAAAAAUAUAUGUAUUUAGUUCUAAAUUGAAACGGCACUAUCAGUCAAAUUAAUAAAUUAAUACGUGUAAAUAUGUAGUGCGGUUAUUGCUAAUUAGAUGAGCUAUACGCUUAGUUUUUAAAAAUUCCGUCAAGUGACAAUCUUGCUCUUUCUUCUUUCCGAUAACAAAUGGCAGUGCGCUAGCGUUGUAGUUUACUUUCUCGUCCCAUAGAUGUCACUAUAAUAAAAAAAUCUAAGUGCUUCCAUUUUGCGUAGUUUAUAAGUAAUUAUAAAAUAAGGGAAAUAUAUUUUCAAUGUCAAAAUACUAAGUAUUGGUUAUACUUUCAAAGUCUUCCAAAAUGUCUUCCAUUUACUGAGUUUUUGUUGAUUUAAUUUGAAAUAUAAUAUGAAUAUAUAGACGUAUGUAUUGUAUUAGAUAUUAUAAAAUUAGUGUUUCGAAAAGUUUAGCAUUUAGAGGCAAUAUACUGUUCACUUUUUGAUCACUUAUAAUGUGAGACAAGAUUAGUAAAACUAUCCUAUUAUUGUUGCUAUAUGUAAAGAUCUGUAUAACCAAAUAAAUGGUAUUG